This is a messenger RNA of Paramecium primaurelia, 1694 nucleotides long. The record is from the annotation of a GenBank genome assembly. NCBI's taxonomy places the organism in Eukaryota, Ciliophora, Oligohymenophorea, Peniculida, Parameciidae.
AUGAGUUCACAACUGCAUUAUGAACUUAAUUCACUAAAUGAGGAUUUUAGAUUUCAAAUUAAUCAAUUAUCAACUGAUCUAGAUCAUAUACUCUCACUUACCAAAAUUAGAGGUUAGGAUAUUCCCUUUUCUCGAAUUUGUUAAAAUUGCAAAUUCAAUCAUGAUUAUGAUAGUUAACAUAAUUUGGUAAUGAAAUAAUACACAGAAGCAUAAUUUAUAUCAGAUCUUAUAGCAGAACAUGACACACUUUAUUAAAUUUGUAAUUGGGCUCAUUAAAGUGUAAACUAAUAAAAUGGAAGGGAGUAAGAUAGAGCCUGGACUCAUAUAAUUUCAAAUAACUUUAAUCAAGUUCAGAAAUUAUUAACAGAUGAAGAAAAAUGUAUAUUAAAUUCACUUAGACCUUUUGGAGCGGGAAAAAAUUAAUUUGACUUCAUGCGUUUAUCAACUUAUCAAAAUGAAAAUUGGGUUUUAGCUUUGGAAAAUCUCAAUUAAGUAGCUAAUCGAAUUUCAAAUAAUAAAUUAUUUAAAUGGGCUACAUGUUAAAGUGUCCCUUGGAGUACAGAUAUUUCUAAAUUUAAUGAAAAUUUAUGGCUUAAUAUUAGAGCUGAUCUAUUUUGUAAGGUUAUGACUGCACAUGCAGAAAUAUAUCCAAAAAUGUAAAAGUGUAUAAAUUUUGGAAUCAAUAAACCAUAUAUCUGGUAACCAAAAUAUUAUGAAUUGAAUUGUGAUGACAUGCAUUAUGGAAUUGAAACAUUUGGUAAACUAUUUAUUAUAGAAAUCAUUAAGUAUUUAACAUAAAAAUCAAAUGCUAAUUAAUUAAUCGAAUUGGUUUAUGAGGCUAUUGAUGUUUUAAUCAAUAAAUAAAUAAAUCCAUAAUAUACAAUUAAUAGAGCCAAUUGCUUUUAUAAAAUUGCUUUAAUGAUUAAUGAUUUAUUGGAUAUUAAUAACGAUGAUGAAUAUUAAUUUUUACAAUUAAUUGUAGAGAUCAUUAAAAUUAUAGAAACAGAGAUCUUUGAUUUACCAACAAAAUAUAAAUUUUUAAUACAUUUAUUAAGUAUUUUAACAAGGUUAAGUACAUUUAAUUUAUUCAUAUAACAAAUAUGUUAAAAUAUCAUCAAUUAAUUUGGAGGUUCAUUAUCCUCUAUUUUAUAAUUAUUACUUGAUAAUAAAUUCAAUAAUGCUUUAAUUACUAAAAUUGCAUUUGAUAAAUUUACUCAUUUAAGUCCAAUCUAAUAAAAUGAAUUAAUUUCUUCAUCAUUUUCAUAAUAUUUUGAUUAUAAUGAAAAAAAGGUUUAAAUACUUUUUUUUCUCCCUUAUAUUAUUGAGAAUAUUGAAAUCUUUAAAAACACAUUCGAACAAUUACUCUAAGAUUAUCCUGAUUUGGGAGAAUUAGAAAAUUAGUAUUAUCAAGUUUACAUAAAUAAAGAAGUUGAAAGAAUGAAAAACUUAAUUAAAGAAGUCAAAAUUCCUUUUUAUUGGUUUACUAAAUAUAUUAUGUUUUUACUUAAUAUCCCAAAAUUAAAAUAAAAAGACAUGUAUAUAAAAAUUUUCAUAUUUUUAGUUUAAUUAUAAUGGAUGCAAUUCAGAUUAAUAAUGAGCUAUUUGAUAGUCUAGAAAAUAAAACAUUUAUUUUAGCAUUAAUUGCUAAGAAAUUAACAGAAUUUAAAGCAUUUGUUAAUUAUUUGCUUUAAUGA